Molecule: messenger RNA, 1312 nt
Organism: Impatiens glandulifera
Lineage: Eukaryota; Viridiplantae; Streptophyta; Magnoliopsida; Ericales; Balsaminaceae
Product: protein LEAD-SENSITIVE 1
Exons: 3
Coding region: 387-1193 (268 amino acids)
Source: RefSeq, a predicted model, not a curated record
CCUCCCUCCUCUAAAAUAACAACCUCUCUCAUUGGAGGAGAAAGAAAAAUGAUACAUACUACUGUAACUGCUGUAAGAUCUACACACCACGACGAUGAUACGACACCGCUUUGAAUUCUACCUCGUCGGUGAAAGUGGAAGAACGGAAUCCCAAUAUCAAUGGUGCUGGUCGGAGAAAAGAGAAGCAUGAAUUCCAUUUCCAUUAUAACUACCAUUCGCAUUGGAUCCGAACAAACUUCGUCUUCUUCGUCAGUCAAAAUCGCCAUCAUCGCCAUCGCCAUUGCCAUAUGUCAUUGAUUUAGAUGUCAUCUAUCUAUCAAAGCUGCAAUCUGACUUACUGAGCUUCUACAGAAUUGCGCCAUUUGAAUCGAUUUGUAGAGAGAGAUAUGGGCCUCCUAAGCAAUAGAGUGGAUAGAAACGAGAUCAAACCAGGAAAUCACAUCUACACAUACAGAGCCGUCUUUGCUUAUUCUCACCACGGUAUAUUUGUUGGAGGAAGUAAAGUAGUUCAUUUCACACCACCACCGGCGAAUUCAAAUGAUCCAGAAGGAGAUACGAAUGACGACGACGAUUCAUCAUCAUCAUCAUCGUGUACAACUUUCCCUGAUUGCGGAUUCAAGCAGCCGAAAAGCAGCGUAACCCUAUCCUGCCUAGAUUGUUUCCUUAAGGACGGAUCACUCUACUUAUUCGAAUACGGAGUAUCUCCAUCUGCGUUCAUCGCUAAAGUCCGCGGAGGUACUUGCACGAUCGCAUCCUCCGAUCCGACUGAAUCAGUGAUCCAUCGCGCGAUGUAUCUUCUUCAAAAUGGAUACGGAAACUACGAUGUUUUCCAGAACAAUUGCGAGGAUUUUGCACUCUACUGUAAAACGGGAUUGUUGAAUGUUGACCGGCUUUCCGGUGGAGUUGGCCGGAGUGGGCAAGCUUCGUCUGUAAUUGGGGCUCCUCUUGCUGCAUUGGUUUCAUCUCCGAUGAGACUUUUGAUUCCUAGUCCUUUUGGUGUGGCAACUAUGACUGUUGGGAUGUAUUGUAUGAGCCGAUAUGCUACUGAUAUUGGAGUUCGUUCUGAUGUUGUUAAAGUUGAUGUGGAAGAUCUUGCCAUGAACGAUCAGGUAGAAGAAGAAGAAGAAGAAGAUGAAGAUGAUGCAGAAGAAGAAGAAGAAGAAGAAGAAUCUAAGAGGCUAAUUACAAUGUGAGAAUCCAUGUUCAUCUUCUUCCAUUGUUUGUUUGUUUUCAUUUAGAACUUGAAACAUCAAAUGAACCAUUUAAGUCUAUAUUCAACCACAUUAUUAAAUACGUGUUUGUUUAUUUGAAA